CGCCUUACCUAAGCGACCUCAUUUUUGUGCAUGUGCAAAUCCGAUUAGGUAAGGAGAGUGAGUAUCUAAGCAUGCGCCGGUGGAGACCUCAACUUUGAGGCUCCAGGUACGUACCGGCCGGGACCGAGCUCGAAAUGGAGCUUCUCUAAAUUUUUGCGACGACAUCAUCGCUGUACCUGGCACCGACGCGAAAUCCCAUCCACGAACGAACCGCCCAUCUUGCACCCUCACUCACGCCUAUCCACUCCCUUUCAGCCAAUACCAAACAGCUACCGACAAGAUGUUCGGAGGAUUCGCGCCCCCCCAGCUUUCCGAGGAGGAGAUCAAGCAGAUGGAGGCUGAGGCCAACUUCUCCAUCCAGCAGGUCGUCGUCUCUGCCGUCCUUCUGUACCUCUCCCCUUUUGUCAUUGAUGCCGCCUCCAAGGUCUUGUAAAGGACUUGCCAUUCACCAACGACAAAAUCGAUGAGCUUGCCAAAGUUCAGGAUCACGACAAUAAAACAAGAACCGCGAGGGGGUGCUCUCUUCGAGUAAUCUGGUUUAGGCACCAAUGAAGCGCUGCUAGCCACCAACCCGCCUCAGGGAUGUGUAAUGGGAACAAUUACCCCUGUUGUAAAAUAAAUAUCAUCUGUACAGUGUAGACGACGACUGGUUGGAUGGGCUAUGGGUAUAGAUCACAUCGGAAUCAGGGUUAAAAAAAAUCAC
Colletotrichum scovillei is the source of this 703-nucleotide messenger RNA. RefSeq lists its product as uncharacterized. Lineage: Eukaryota; Fungi; Ascomycota; Sordariomycetes; Glomerellales; Glomerellaceae. The record is from RefSeq and is a predicted model, not a curated record. Gene Ontology annotation, molecular function: transmembrane protein transporter activity. Bases 281 to 433 code for a protein of 50 amino acids. The transcript is spliced from 3 exons. Gene Ontology annotation, cellular component: mitochondrial outer membrane; mitochondrial outer membrane translocase complex.